CGCAACGCAACGGCGCGCGCCGCCUGAGCUGGUCGUCUGUACCUUUGGCUUGCGCCGUUGUUGGCUUGCGCUCGGAGCCUUGGGCCGGGAGCAAGCGAGGCGGCGGGGAGGCUCUCGUGAGCUUGGGGUGUGCCCGCCCGGCCGCGGCUGACCGUGCUGCGGUGCCGAGUCGUGGAGACCCACGCGUCAGUUCCGGCGCCCCGUCCCCUGAUACUAAUCCGCUCGCCCCCGCUGCCGCUGGGAUCGCUGCUGUUUUUUUACGGUUCGAGGCUGAUCCGCGCGCGUGGUUUUCAGCGAAAGCUCAGCCGCUUUCCUCUUCGGGGGCCGCACGACGGCCCCGCGUAAACCUCGCCGGCUUCCUCUCUACCACCGGGCGCUGUAAUUCCCUUCUUGAUUCCCCGGCUGCCUCUUUUGCCGCUGCUUGCCCUGCAACUCCGAAGCUUCUUCCAUUCAUCUCGCGAGCAUCUCUACCAGUUGUGCUUGGUUUUUGCUAUCCCACCGUACAGUUCGCUGCGUUCUUGGCCUUGCGGCUUUUGCCUGCGGAACGAAAAGGUUGUAUGAGGUGUUUCUUGUUCCAGGCUUCUCCUUUGGCUGUUCCAAAAGCUCCUUUUCUCUCAAGCUGGAGGCACAGAUCGUUGUGCCAUCCGCGUCCGAAGUUCGCCGCUUCCUUCGCCUACUGAGAUUUCUCAUCUGAGUGUAGUUUAUUUUUUUUCCACCAAAAAGGUGCAUUUUCAACGCUUGGUUUCUUCUCUGAUUGGGCUCUGAGGGGCUCGUCGCCUGUUUGCCUCCCUUUGCUGUAACGCUUGCCCAGUUGCCCCCCAUUCCUUUCACUGACCGAUUGAUCUGUUCCUCACAUUCUUGCGCGCAGAGAAUUGCAGCAGCAUGAGGCGCGUCGUGCGAUGGCUAAAGCAUCUACUGGCGGGCAGGAAGGAGGAGCACAUAGAACUCCAGGUGAGCCAUGUCGCUACCGAUUGGAGCGGCGGGUUGGGGAGGGAGAAGAAGAGGUGGAGCUUCGCGAAGCACAGGAGGAGCGGAGCUGACGGCGGCGCGCGGUCGUGGGGUCAGCCCGCCGCCGCCACUGCCGCGGCAGAGUCGCCGCAGGGUAGGGCAAAGGAGGAUGCGAGGGCUCGAGAGGAGAAGGCCGCCGUCGUGAUCCAGAAAACUUUCAGAGGCUACCUGGCUAGGAGAGCGCUUCGAGCUCUCAGGUCGCUGGUCAAGAUCCAGGCCCUGGUGCGGGGCUACCUCGUGAGGAGGCAGGUGGCCAUGACGCUGCACCGACUGCAGACGCUCAUGCGGCUGCAGUCCGACUCCAUCGCCGUCAAGAAUGCUUCGCACCGGAAAUCCAUGGAACAAGAAGAGACUAGGAUCUUCGGUCAGGAAGUCCGGAUGAAGCCGCCGGCGACGCCGACGCACCGGCGGAGGCUGUCCGACAGCACGGACUCCAACUACGAGCGCAGCCCGCGGAUCGUGGAGAUGGACACGUGCCACCUCCGCUCCCGGUCCUCCCGUAUGACCAGCCGCUACAACCCGGACCACUCGUCGGAGUACCGCCGCGUCGCGGCGCCGACGCCGUCGUGCUCGCCGCUGCCCGGCGGCAAGCAGCAGCAGCCCGCGCGGCUCUCGUUCCGGCGGAGCACCCCCGAGCGCGACCCCCGGGGCUCCAAGACGGCGCACAGCACGCCCCGGCUGGCGCCGUCCCACGACUCCUCGCCCGCCAAGAGCGCCGAGCACAGCCUGGCAAGCAGCACGCCGCGGCGCGCCUCGCCGCGGGACCGGGACGCGCUCGUCAGCCCGCGGUACAUGGCCGGCACCGCGUCCUCCGCCGCCAGGACGCGGUGCCACAGCGCGCCGAGGCAGCGCCUGACGGUGCCGCCGGCCGAGGCGCCGCGGUCGAGCGUCACGUCGUCGCGAGCGGGGGCGUCGAGGCGGUCGUGCUCGCACGCGCGCGGCGGCGGGUUCUGCGUCCAGUGCUCGGACACGACCCGGACGGCCGGUUGCUCCGGGAUCGGCGCCAGCGACGAGGUGGCCAGAGACUACUACCUGAACAGCUUCUGGUGAUCACACGACGUGAUGCAAAACUGCUGUUUGUGCUCAGAUUGUAGACCAGAUUUGUACAUAGUUGUAGAUGCUAAAACAUAAACAUCUAGCAGGCCACGGCAUGGGUGAAAGGUAACACGGAGCAGUAACACAGGUAUGCAAAUUCUACUUGCGCAA
Messenger RNA from Panicum virgatum (switchgrass), 2214 nucleotides. RefSeq names its product protein IQ-DOMAIN 14-like. The record is from RefSeq and is a predicted model, not a curated record. The coding region runs from base 883 to 2058 and encodes 391 amino acids. Lineage: Eukaryota; Viridiplantae; Streptophyta; Magnoliopsida; Poales; Poaceae. The transcript has 3 exons. Gene Ontology annotation, molecular function: protein binding.